GUCUCACUUCUUCAGUGAUCAAAAUGCCUGUGGAGACACUUCACUUUGAUGCCAUUCUAUUCGACAUGGAUGGAACACUAGUGGAUUCCACCGAUGGUGUCGCUGGUGCUUGGCAUGUAUUUUCCGAGACAUACCCGGGCAUAGACGUCCAUGACAUCCUCAGCUCAUCUCAUGGCGUCCGUACCGUUGAAAAUCUGCGCACUCAUUGCGGCGUAACGGAUCCAGAUGAACUUGAGAGAGAAGCAAUGCGAUUUGAACAAGAAAUUGUCAACGCUGCCUUUAAGGAAGGCAGAAGAGGUAUCGUUGCUUUGCCUGGUGUUCGUGAGAUCAUGGCAGAGAUUGCUCCUGGUGGCAAGCUCCCUGAGAAACGUUGGGCCAUCUGCACAUCCGCCACGAGGUCAUAUGCUACCUCUGCGCUCAAAGCAGCGGGAGUACCCCAGCCUGACAUUUUCGUUGUCUCGGAAGAUGUCGAGAAGGGAAAGCCUGAGCCUGAUCCAUAUCUUCUUGGGGCAAAGAAAUGCGGCGUUGACCCAGCAAAGUGCUUGGUGGCGGAGGACGCUCCAGCUGGUGUACGUAGUGGCAACGCUGCGGGCUGCAAGACGCUCGCUGUGAUUACUUCACAUACUAGGGAACAGCUGGAAGCCGCCAAACCGGACUAUAUUGUAAAAGAUCUCUCGAGUGUGACAAUGAAGUUGGGAGAGAAUGGUGGUGUCGAUGUAACGAUAAAUCAUGACUGAGGCAUUUCUUUCAAGCCAUAAUAUUAGACAACAAGCCAACGUAGAGCGAUACCUGAGUGCUAGACAUCCAUUUUAACAUGUCAUUUAGAGAACUACUUGAUUUUCCUAUAUAGAUCUACUGGGCGACGGAAUCCUACAUAACGAAUGUACCGUCAGAUAGUGCAUAUCAUACAUGCAUGCAGGUACUUACCACCUUCGCCAGC
Somion occarium is the source of this 940-nucleotide messenger RNA. The record is from the annotation of a GenBank genome assembly. NCBI's taxonomy places the organism in Eukaryota, Fungi, Basidiomycota, Agaricomycetes, Polyporales, Cerrenaceae.